GCUCCGACUGCAUGAAGAAAAGGUUAUUAAAGAUCGACGUCACCACCUUAAGACCUACCCAAACUGCUUUGUUGCCAAAGAGCUGAUUGACUGGCUGAUUGACCAUAAAGAGGCAUCUGACCGAGAGACAGCAAUUAAACUGGUGCAGAAAUUACUGGACCACAGCAUUAUCCACCAUGUCUGUGAUGAGCAUAAGGAAUUUAAGGAUGCCAAACUGUUCUACCGCUUCCGGAAAGACGACGGGACCUUUCCACUGGACAAUGAGGUGAAGGUGUUCAUGAGAGGACAAAGACUGUAUGAAAAGCUAAUGAGUUCUGAAAAUACUCUUCUGCAAGCGAGGGAAGAGGAAGGAGUGAAGUAUGAACGGACCUUUGUGGCAGCAGAGUUCAUUGACUGGCUGAUCCAGGAAGGAGAGGCCACGACACGGACUGAAGCAGAGCAGCUUGGCCGCAGACUUUUGGAGCAUGGGAUUAUACAGCACGUGUCCAACAAGCACCAUUUUAUGGACAGCAACUUGCUCUAUCAGUGCAGAAUGAAUUUCCGUCGGCGGCGGCGGUUAAUGGAGCUCCUCACGGAGAAGUCUCGCUUGAUACCAGAAAGCCACGACAGCCCCUUUUGCCUGCGCAAGCAGAACCAUGACAACAGAAAACACACCAGUUUUCUCUCAGUGAGUCCCACCAAGGAGAUAAAGAUCGUGUCAGCAGUACGGAGGAGCAGCAUGAGUAGCUGUGGCAGCAGUGGGUACUUCAGCAGUAGCCCAACUCUCAGCAGCAGUCCCCCAGUGCUCUGCAACCCCAAAUCUGUAUUAAAGAGACCUGUGACUGCUGAUGAACUCUUGAUGCCUGGAGCCCCAUAUGUAAGAAAAACUUUUACGAUUGUUGGUGAUGCUGUGGGCUGGGGCUUUGUGGUGCGGGGCAGCAAGCCCUGCCACAUCCAGGCUGUGGACCCCAGUGGGCCAGCAGCUGCAGCUGGGAUGAAG
Merops nubicus (carmine bee-eater) is the source of this 979-nucleotide messenger RNA. RefSeq names its product DEP domain-containing mTOR-interacting protein. Gene Ontology annotation, biological process: negative regulation of TOR signaling; intracellular signal transduction. The annotation marks the transcript as partial. The transcript is spliced from 7 exons. Gene Ontology annotation, molecular function: protein binding. The record is from RefSeq and is a predicted model, not a curated record. Lineage: Eukaryota; Metazoa; Chordata; Aves; Coraciiformes; Meropidae.